CAACAGAUACUACUGUUAGUAUACAAUAAAACAUAUUUCAAUUAAUGGAAUACUUUCAAACGAUAUGCCGAAUCUGUCAGGCGCAGCAAAAUCUGUUCGAUUUAACCAACAAACAUAACGAAAGUGUAGCACAGAAAUUGUCAUCACUAACCACUAUCCGGAUCCAGCAGGAUGAUGUCCUGCCUCGUUGCAUUUGUGUAGAGUGCAUAAAUACACUCAAUUUGGCCUAUGAUUUCCUGCUGCAAUGUGAAGCGGCCGAACAAAAGUUGCAGGAGGAGAUUCAGCAACAGCCGUUGGAGGCUGAAAAAAACACUGGUCAGCUUUCCGAGAUGACGAAACCACUGAUUGAAACCAUUGAGUUUCUGGUGGAUGUCGUCGAUGGGGAUACGUCGGUUCGUGAAAAUAGAAAUAAAGUGUUCAAAACGGAAGCUGCUGUUGAUCCGGGUGAGGUAUCCGAAGAGGAAAGUCAAUCGGAAGAGCAGCAGGACGAUUCAAUACCGAUCGUGUAUGCUAUCGAGGAAUUUCUCGAGGAAAAUGUUGAAGAAGAGAAUGUGUCCGGAAUGUUUUUCGAUGGGAGCGAGAAACCGUCGGAACCGUAUGGUAACAACGGUGAAAAAAGAUUCUUCUGUGAAACAUGUGGACUAGGAUUCGAAAAGUGUCCCGAUCUUUACAAACAUCUCAAAGAUCACGGGAAAGAGCGAUUCCAGUGUAAAGAGUGUGACCGUUGGUUUUCGCGUCGGGCCCAUCUGCAGAGCCAUGAAGUGAUUCACACCAGGGAGCGAAACUUCCACUGCCAGAGUUGUUCCAAUUCGUACACGAGUGGACGAAAUCUGCGAAGGCACAUCAAGAGUGCCCAUUUGGGUGAGAAACCGUUCGUGUGUGAUUUGUGCGGCAAGGAAUUUUCCCAGAAAACAGUUCUGGAAGCGCACCACAGCACUCACGUGCAGGAGAAAAACUACUGCUGCCAGACGUGCCGGAAAUGGUUCAAAUCUAGCAAACUCCUGAAACUGCACGAGUUGAGACACACGAAAGGUGAACAACCGAAACAGGCCACGGAACCGGUCGAGUGUGAUGUCUGUCACAAGCUGUACUCGAACAAGAUCUCUCUGCGGAGCCAUAAGCAGAUCCAUUCCGAUACGAAGAUUUUGUGUACGUUUUGUGAUAAAAGCUUCAAGAUUAGAGCUCACUUGAAGGUUCAUCUUCGCAGUCAUACCAAAGAGCAACCGUACGAGUGUACGGUUUGUCAUAAAAAGUUUGGCUACGAGACAUCGCUCAAGACACACCGAUUGGUCCACUCGGACGAGCGUCCCUACAAGUGUGACACGUGCGCCCUUUCUUUUCGACAGGUCAAUCAUCUGAAGGUACACAAAUUCUUGCACAGCGGGCAGAAACCGUACGAGUGUACUGUUUGUCAUAAAUCGUUUGCUCUCCGGGGUAACUUGACCAUCCAUAUGCGUAUCCACGAUGGGCUGGCCAGCAGUCCCUUUCAGUGUUACCUUUGUGAGGGAAAGAAACUCAACGACUCGAAUGCUCUCAAGCGACAUCUGAAAGUGCACCCGAAUGCGAAAGCGGUCAAAAUGGGUUCGUUAACCGUGAUUAUCGAGCAGGAUGGUGACCCAGUCGACGAAGAAGAUCAGCAUUAUAUGAUCGCGAAUCAGACGGUGCUUGCACUGGAUCCGAGUUGAUGUUGAAUUAAGUUUGUUUAUUUUCAAAAAUACAAAUCGUAAAAUUCCGAACAGUUGAAUAUUCUUCUCAGUGUUUGUCGGUGGCUAGUUUU
Malaya genurostris is the source of this 1777-nucleotide messenger RNA. Its product is annotated as zinc finger protein OZF-like. Gene Ontology annotation, molecular function: zinc ion binding. Lineage: Eukaryota; Metazoa; Arthropoda; Insecta; Diptera; Culicidae. Bases 45 to 1685 code for a protein of 546 amino acids. The record is from RefSeq and is a predicted model, not a curated record. The transcript is spliced from 3 exons. Gene Ontology annotation, cellular component: nucleus.